GGGGGAUAUAUCCAGCGGGAGCAGCCCGGCUCCCCAACCCCGCCGUCCGCACCGAGCCCCGGCCAGUUUCCCGUCUCGCGUGCUGCCGCGUCCUCUCCAUGGCCAAGCCCAGCCCGAGCCCCAUCUCCUCGGGGGAGCUGCGCGGCCCGCGGACCUGCGACUGCGAGCUGGCCCUGCUGCCGCUGCGCCAGCUGCUGGUGCUGCAGCCCGACUGCUUCCAGCUGCGCGGGGACCAGCUGGCCGUGCUCCGCCCGCCGCGCCACCGGCCCGCCGGCGGCUUCACCGUGCUCAGCGAUGGCGCCCUGCACCACGACGGGCAGCGCCACUGCCGCCUCACCGGCCACUUCAAGAGGGAUGUAGAACUCACCAGCCAUCGUGAUUAUAAAGACUACAGAGAAACUAUACUAACCAGACCACUAGUAUUCUUCACAAAUGUCAGAACAAAAAAUUAUUCCUCAAAAGUUUCAGAAAAAACAUACGCACUUAUCGUGAACACACGACAUCCUAAGAUCAGAAGACAGAUAGAGCAUGGUAUGAACACAGUAAUAUCCUCAGUGUUCGGAGAAAGUUACAAACUGCGGUUUGAUUUCCAAGAAGUUGUCAAGAAUUUUUUCCCUCCUGGAAGCCAUUUAGUUACCGGAGAAGACUUGAGCUUUUCCUAUGAGUUCAAAUCUGAUGCCCUGUUUGAUUUCUUCUAUUGGUUUGGGAUCAGCAAAAACACAGUUGCAGUGACUGGGAAAGUUUUGAAUUUGUCCAAUACCACUCCAGAAAAGAAAGAAAUAAGCACUAUGUUUCUAGAAAAAAUGAGUGAACCUUAUGUCCGUUUGAACAGUUUUUCAGACAGAAAAUUCACCUCAAGAGAUUCGAUAGAUGGUUUUAACUGCAGUCCGACACCACAGCCAUCUUUAACAAAUCCUCCUGUGAGAGUAUGUUGAACCCCAAGAGUUCAAGAAUCAGAAGGAAGACCAACAAAAUUCAUGAAAUUGGUAUAAAAAUCAUAAGACUUUCAACUGAGAAUGCAAAUGCACAUCAAUGCAUUGCAGGAGUGAGAAGUUUGAGAAGGGAGGAGUGAGGCAGCUGUUCCUUGUUUGUGUCUAGGAUACCAGGAAGGGAUUCUGCUCUAUUCUUUACUCUUCCAUCCCCAAACAUCAUCCUGUUUCUUUUGAAAUGGGCAUCUCCAUGGGAAGCAGAGUAGUCAGUGGGUAUUGUGUAGCUCCUCUUUUCCUCUGUCCAUAACACCAAGUCUGUUUGCUUACCACUGCAACGCACACUGAGGCCUGGGCUACACUGGCGCUGUACAGCGCUGCAACUUGCUGCGCUCAGGGGUGUGAAAACGUCCCCCCCCCCCCCGAGCGCAGCGUUGUAAAGCGCCAGUGUGAUCAGAGCCUGCAGCACUGCGUGCUCUCUCGCAGCACUGCAAGCUACUCCCCUCGGAGAAGUGGAGUACUUACAGCGUGACUACACUCACGCUUCACAGCGCUGUGAAUUCCCGAGUGUAGCCAAGGCCUCAGUACAGAAUUCUUCUAUGAUUGCUACUUCACUUGCUUUGCCUAAACCCAGAUGGUGAGGUGAUUAGCAUGGUUCUCCUGAAGACUUGGCAAUGUGAGAAUAGGUCUCAAAUUGUUGGUUAGGAAACUGUUAUCACAGUGUUCCAAUAAACAUCCAAGUUAGGCUCUGUUAUCACUGGCUGUUGGAUCAUGUUUAAACACCUUUUUGCUGCAACUUCUCCUGAACUUUCUUACAACACUGGCCAAACUAUGUUAAGCCAAAGAAUCUUCAUUAAAAAAUGUUUAAAACUAUUCCUUGAUCCCUAUCCACACAAGUAAGCCUAGCAGAGUUAUAAACUAGUUUUGCUACAAUCUGUUUUGAUCUAUGUUUAAAUGUAUUUUUAAAAACGUUUCUGAGGCCAGUGAGGACUUGAGGACUGACAAGGCUGUUGUGAAUCUAGAAGCUGGGUAUAGUAUCCAAGAUUGUUUUCUAACUGUUGAUCUAUAAAUUUUUGGGGCGAAAAAAAUAGAAGCUUGCGAUUAAGGCAGAGGACAGGGAAUCAGAAGAUCUAAAUUCUGUUCCCACCUCAGUCACAUGCUGUUUAACCUCUCUGUGCAUCUAUUUCCAAAAAUAUGUAAAAUGGGGGAAAAACAUUUAAUCUAUCUCUCAGGAGUGUUGAGGCUUCAUUGAUGUUUGUAAAGCCCUUUCAGAGCCUCCUACGGGAGGUGCUAAAUGAGUCCAAUGUUGCUAUACUUGUACUUUUUUAAAGUGGUCUGGGUAUGCUGCUAUCUCACUUGGAGAUGACUGAAGUCUGAGACUAUAAGUUAUGCCUUGAGGCAAGUACACUAUUAUCUUCUGGCACACUAAAUCAGUUAGUAAAAAUCUUAAACUUCAAUACUGUUACUUAAAUCACAGUAUGUUUUGUUACUUAAAAUGUUUUCCACUUACUGCCAUUCUUUUAGAGGUUAAAAAAAAAUUCGGUAUAAAACCCAUCAGUAGUAAUGAAUCUCUUUCCAAAGGAGGCUUUAACACAAAACAAGGCUGUACAUUCACUUUAUCUCUCAUAGUUUGAGAUUUUUAGCUGUAAUUUGUUUGAUGUCUUCAUUUAUCAUGUGCAUUUUACUGGUAGUAUUUAAAGUGUCAGAUGGGUCAUGACUUUCAAAACUUUUAAAAAUCAGCCACUGUUAAUGGUUGAGCCAUACAUUGUCUCCCCCAUUGAAUAAUUGAUCAUGGAAGAACUUCUUGAGAAACAGAUGCAUACAGUACACAUGGCUCCUGAGGUUAAAAUGACUGACAUUCUUGAUGACUUGGUGGAAGACUAAAUUUCACAGUAUUUUGUACACACUUCCAGAUAUUGGUGAGAAUCCACAUUGCCAUAGACACUGGAAGCACCCUGGUAAUUACUUUGAUUCAUAAAGAAAGACUUAUGGUAGCUGAGAACUUGCCACAAAAUUCUUCUUUCUUUCCAGAAUACCUGUAAAGCAGCCUUGGAGACUAUAUUAAUAGCAAUCUUACAUCUUGCAAAGUUUAGACUGAAUAACUAAUUUUGAAGAUGCUUUUAAUAAGUUUUCAAUUAUGCAAUUUGACAGAGUGGCAGCUGGCCUUGGUGACUAAUUUUUUUUCUAUAUGUAUGGUGUCUGAGUAAAACUGACUUUAGUAAUAAACCUAAUAUACCAUAUCCUUUAUAAUCAACAUUGUAAUGAAGUUCUUCUGUAUUUUACUGCUGGCCUUUGUGUACUUUUAUUAAGCUCAUGUAUACUGUACAGUAGUCUUUUUUUACUCUGUUUGAAGCUAUCUACUGUAUAUACUUGCUCAAACACCUUAAUUUUGCUUGUUCAGAAAAAAUCCUAUGAGGAGUGGAAUAAUACUCAUAUUGUUAGAAUACAGCAUUAAAUUUUGCUGGAAUCCACCUAUAAAGGGACUAGUCAAACUUUAAAUAUCUUGUAAACUUAUUUUAGACAUUUUCUAAUAUUGCAUUGUAUAGGACCACACAACUAUUUUGUACAUUUUUUUUGUACUUUUGUUUAAAAUAGGUUAUUUCCAGUUCUAAAGAUUUGUUUUUAAUGUAUGAUUCUACCUGUGUAGGCAUGUGCCAAAACUGGAGCUGUCGAUUAAAAAAUUAAUCAAACUGUUUAAAUAGUA
Malaclemys terrapin pileata is the source of this 3630-nucleotide messenger RNA. It is a transcript of the gene MEDAG, whose product is annotated as mesenteric estrogen dependent adipogenesis. Bases 99 to 935 code for a protein of 278 amino acids. The record is from RefSeq and is a predicted model, not a curated record. Gene Ontology annotation, cellular component: cytoplasm. NCBI's taxonomy places the organism in Eukaryota, Metazoa, Chordata, Testudines, Emydidae. The transcript is spliced from 5 exons.